AUGUAUUCAGACAAGGUUUGGCUUACAGUUCGCAAGUUCCAUAGCAAAAGGAUCAAGCAAACUUUUACAAGCAGCAUAACAUACCACAACACGACAGCAACAUCAGAUAAAGAAAAAGCAGACUUAUUUGCGGAUUACUUCGAAAAUGAUGUCUACUCUUACACUGAUGAUACACUGCCAUUUCAUGAUCAAGUAACAAGUCAAGCAACCAACAUCAAGAACAAACACAUAACCUCUUUAAACACACCCAAGUGGAAACAAAUUACAAUAGAAGAAGUUAAAUAUCAUAUUAAACAACUUCGUAAUAGCUCAGCUGGUCCAGACAACAUUCAUAAUAGGUGUUUGAAAAACUCUUCAGAAUUACUUAUUCAGCAUUUAACUAAGCUGUUCAAUCAAAUUCUGAAGCAAGGUUAUAUUCCAACGAAGUGGAAAACGGCUAACAUUAUACUUAUAAUGAAACCGAAGAAAGACAAGCAACAUCCGGCUAGUUAUCGACCGAUUCGUCUCCUUAGUUACUUAGGCAAACUAUUGGAGAAAAUAAUCAAACAACGACUAAUACUUGAACUCGAACGAAGAAACAUCUUACCAGAACAUCAAGCCGGCUUUAGACCAGGAGAAAGCACAAUUUACAACAUUCUGCGAUUAGAACGAUACACUCAGAAUCAACUUCGAUGUGCUCGAAGGCACUCAGCGGUAAUUCUAUUCGAUAUCAAAGGUGCAAUUGAUUCAGUAUGGCAUGACGGUCUUAUAUACAAAUUAAACGAUCUUAGAUUCCCCAAGUACAUCAUCAACUACUUAACAUCAAUUCUUAAAGAUCGAACCGCAUCAGUCGAAAUUGAAAAUGUCCUAUCCAGACAAUUCAACUUAAAGAACGGUACUCCACAAGGAUCUCCAUUAUCACCACUACUAUAUAUUAUAUAUACAGCAGAUUCGAUGAAUGAUAUACCGACUCAUACAGAACAUAGACAAUUCGCUGAUAAUACAGCACUCUGGACGUCAUUGAACACCAUGACAUAUUUAUCAUCCAGAUUACAACAAUCCGUAGAUGCAUUCGAAAGUUGGUGCAAGUCAUGGAAAUUAAAAUUGCAACCAACUAAAACAGAAAUGAUCCACUUCACCAUUCAUCCAAGGAAGAAGUAUAAACAUUCAGUGGAAGUUAAACUUGAUAACACAACUAUUAAACCACUGGAUCAUACAUGA
Molecule: messenger RNA, 1200 nt
Organism: Rotaria socialis
Lineage: Eukaryota; Metazoa; Rotifera; Eurotatoria; Philodinida; Philodinidae
Source: the annotation of a GenBank genome assembly